Messenger RNA from Helicoverpa armigera (cotton bollworm), 2657 nucleotides. RefSeq names its product RNA-binding protein 33. Bases 77 to 2185 code for a protein of 702 amino acids. The record is from RefSeq and is a predicted model, not a curated record. Lineage: Eukaryota; Metazoa; Arthropoda; Insecta; Lepidoptera; Noctuidae. The transcript is spliced from 2 exons.
CAGCUGGCACGUCCGGCCGGCUAGUGAAACCUGCACGCUGGCUACAUACUAAUUCGAUAUGUUUUAAGUUAUAAGUAUGGGUGGAAGAGUCCGAUGUCAAUCGGUUUCUGAGUGGUUGUCGCGCCGACCGGGCGACCGCAUCGACAUGAGACUUACAAUCAUCGCGUUGGUGUUGUGCGCGUGCGUGUGCUUGUCGGCCGGAGAUGUCGCGCAUCUGAAGGCUGCCAAGGCGAAGCUGAUUGGUCGGCUUGCGAAGGGCAAGCCGCACAAACGAGGAGUGCUGUCGGCAGUGCCACCCUACAAGCUAGGAUACGACAUCCCCGUCGUUACUCACUCCGUCGUCAAACCGGUCGUCGUGUCGUACCCUCCCGCAGCAGCGGUGACCGCUGUGAAAGUGCCUCUCGCUCACCCCCUGACCACGCGUUACCCUGUGCCAGUGGGACAUAAAGUUCCAGUGCCUCAUCCUCAUUACGGUCUCAAGUUUCCGCAUCAUACGAAAACUGUUUUAUUGCCGAAACCAGACCAUCACUUCCAUCAUCAUCACCAUCACGUUUCUCCUAAGCCAGUGAUCCCUGUGGUACCAGCGCCUGUACCUGCUACUCCCGUGAUACCUGUACAUGAGCCUACAGCAACAGUGGCUCACCCUGUGCCGGCGCCUUCUCCACCAGUUCUCAUCCAAUCAGCGCCGAUACCUGCGCCGAUACCUCAACCUAUACCUGGGCCAUCACCCUUAUUCUCAGCAGCAGCUUUAGCUCACACUCAUCUGUUCCCUCAGGCGCAUGCUCACCUUCGGCCUGCAGUGCCUGCAGCUCCCCUUCCCGCGCACCCAGAAUAUACUCCACUCCUGCCUUACGCUCAUCAAUUCCCUUAUGUUUUGAGACCAGGUAAUGCAGUGCAGACUUCAUUCUUCGCGACAUACCCAAGAUAUCCAUUGCUUAAUUAUCAAAGCCCUGUUUUCCCAUUGGGUCCUCCAGCAGUCAAUCAGGUAAUAUACGAGCGUCCUCAGGGACAACACUUCCACCUGGCUCCACCAGCAGGUCAAGAAGGCGUAGUGCUCGAGCAGCCUGGUGCUCAUGUAGAGCCAACGUUCCUACAAGCACCUGUUCCGCAACACGCUGUGCAUCUACAGCCUACACAACCAACUCUUCAUCUGCAACCAGUACAACCGGGUGUGCAUUUGUCACCUGAUGUUCACUUGCAUCCCGGCCAACAAGAAGUCCACUUGCAUUCGGCUCAGCCAGAGGUUCAUCUUCAACCAACCCAACCGGAGUACCACCUACACCCAACACAGCCAGAAGUACAUCUCCACCAGGGUCAGCCGGAGGUACAUCUCCACCAGGGUCAGCCAGAAGUACAUCUGCAUCAACCUCAACCAGAAGUCCACUUGCACACUGCUCAACCCGGCGUUCUGCAAGCAGCUCAACCUGGUCUCCUGCCUACUCAACCAACCGUACAUUUGCAGCCCACUCAACCUACACUAGACCAAGAUGGCUGGCACCCUGUACAGGCACAACCACAUGAUCUAGGACAGCAAGGAGGCCACUUUAAUCAGGAUGGACAAUUUGCCCCAGGAGCCCAUUUCGGACAAGAUGGUCAAUACGCCCAGGGUCACUUCGGUCAAGAUGGACAACAGCAACAUUUUGGUAAUGAAGGACAAUUUGGGCAAGACGGUCACCAUCAGUAUACGCAAACGCAAGGUACACAGGUUUAUGAGCAGCAUACCGGAGAUCAACAAUACCACGACUUUCAGGCCCAGUUGGAGCAUCACAUCCAACAGCAACUGGAUCAGGCGCAGUACGAACAACACAUAAACAACCAGCAACAACAUCAGCCGGGACAGGACUACGGAGUUCCACAAUUCACUCAAGACGCUUUCGGCCAGAACGGACAGCAAGGUCAAAACUUUGGUCAUUCCGGUCAGGAUUACAACCAGAACGGGCAGAAUUUCGGUCAGCAAGGUUACGAGUAUAGUCAACCAGGACAAAAUUUCGGCCAAGAUUUUAGCCAGGCAGGUCAGAACUUCGGUCAGGAUUUUAACCAGCAGCAGCCGACUGGCGAGUACGGAGUGCCACAGGGCGCGGAGGGGCGCAGCAGCGCGGAGGGCGAGGAGGAGCAAGAGUUCCACAACCACAUCCCGCUGAAGCUGCAGCCGCCGCUGGACAGGCCGCUCGAACAUUUCCGAUAGCCUCGCCGCGUGUGCGAACCGCAUUUAUCAGUUACCUCGACGAGCGGCAACACUGCUACUGACUGAUACUCUGUCUAGCAACAUCAAGAUAGCUUCGAUUUACCUUACAACCUUGUUACCAAACUAACGUAGUACAAAACCGACACCGAAGUUCGAUUACUGAUCGUAAUCUCGCAGUGUUAACAUGUAGCAAUGAGUUUAAAAAGCAAAUACGGGCUGUAAUAUUAUAAUGUUAGAUUAAUAAGAUAUUUUAAACAUUACAAGAUAGAUACGAGCCAACAGUUGCGAGUCAGUAGUUAAGUAGAUCUGUCGCUAGAUAGCGCCACUCGCGUCCACCGCUGUGUAUAUUGUGUAGAUAAAGUUUAUGUUCACGAAUUGCCUAAUAAUAGUAAAUAGUUUAAGUUAUUAACAUAGUUGUAAGAGAGAUUUAUUUAUUUUUUUUAUAAAUAAAAUAUUUUGUAACGUUGAACAA